CUGUGGAAUCAGGGAGCCCCGCCCACCCGGAGCGCACUUCCUGUUUCUGCAGCGACAGUCCGGCAGCGGAGCCGAGCCGAGUUCAGACUGGAUCUCAGCGCCGACCAGAACCAGAACUCCUAUCCCCUACAGCGCCGCCCCGCAGCCCCGCUCUCACUGUCUGAUGAAGGAGGAGAGUGCUGUUGAGGUCCCUCAGCCUUUGCCCUCGGGGCCUAGUGCCUUCAUUCCAGCUCAAGUGAUUUUGGAUGAGGGAGCGAGGCAAGAGGUGAUGACAGACACCCUGUUGUCGGUCAGUCAUGCUGAUCACAUUGCCACAAUUAUGGGACUGCAUCCUGCCUACUUGGGCUGUUUCUUGCGUACCCAGAAUGCCUUGCUGCAGCCAGAUGGCCCCUUACCGCUGCCAUGGAGACACUACAUUAUCAUCAUGGCGUCUGCACGUCAUCAGUGUUCAUACCUGGUGAAGCUGCACAGCUCUGCGUUUCAGUUGGCCGGCGGUGAUGAGUCCUGGCUCAGAGGUCUUCACUGUGCUCCUCCAAAAAUCCAGCGUCUGCAGACUCUCAACAAACUGCUAGCUCACAGACCAUGGCUUAUCACCCAGGAACACAUCCAGGAGUUAGUGUGUCCAGGUGCUGAUCCUCGCUGGUCAUUAGCUGAACUGAUUCAAGCUGUGGUUCUCAUGAGCCAUGCUCACUCCUUAGCAUCCUUUAUCUGGGGCUGUGGCAUUCACCCAGAGCCCGACAGCACAGCCAAGCAGCACCCCCCUUCAGCUUCUCCUGCAGAACGCCUCGCUCAGCCGCCUCCCCCUCAGCGAGAGGACCCAAAUCGACAGGAGUGGACUGAGGCUGUCAAUGAAGUGCAGCUGUUGAUGGAGAAGAUGAUGCUGGUUCAGCAGCAAGAGGAAGAGUUUACUCCAGAGGAGAUGGUUACUCGUUUUGAGAGAGAAAGAACAGAGAGUAUACUGGAACCAGCAGAAGUGGUACGAGCCGCCCUUCCUGAUUCUAUUUCACGGUUUGUUCAAGAUCCAGAUUUCAUUUACCAGGACUUCAGUCCAAGAGGAGAGCAAUCCCCACCAACCAUGAGAGCUCAGGACUACUCGUGGGAAGACCAUGGUUUCUCUCUGAUGAACAGGCUGUACGGGGAGAUGGCUCAGUUACUGGAUGAGAAGUUCCAGGUGGUGUGUGCUCUGACAUAUCACACCAUGGCCAUGCACACACACGUGGACACCUCCACUCUCCGCAAAGCACUCUGGAACUACAUACACUGCAUCUAUGGCAUCAGGCAUGAUGACUAUGACUAUGGUGAGGUCAACCAGUUGCUGGAGCGUAGUCUGAAGGUUUUUGUAAAGACUGCUGCCUGUCACCCCGAGAAGACCACGCUCAGAAUGUACUCCUCGUUCUGGAGACAGUUCCUCCAUUCAGAAAAGGUCCAUGUGAACCUGCUGCUAAUGGAGGCGAGGCUGCAGGCAGCUUUGCUUUAUGCACUCCGAGCCAUCACCCGCUACAUGACCUAACACAACCAUACACACAUACACACCCUUAAAGUCUUAGGGUCAAUUUCCCCGACAGCGAUGAAGCCUAGUCAUAGCCUAUAUUUGCCUUUUCAAAACAGUCAAAAUGUCAAAAUGCUGUGUAGUCCAAGAUUAGGCUUAAUCACUGUCUGACAAACUGACCCUUAAAUGCACAAGCACAGAACUAGUCCUUUGAGCAAUAACAUGCUGGGUGAUGUACAAAAAAAUAUAUAUUAUAGACACUACUACAAUUCCCAGUCCCUUUAUACACACACACACACACACACACUAACACUCCUUUCAUAAAACAUAAAACACACUCCUUGUUAGCAUUAGAGUGAUGAAAAAAAACGCUACAAACUCCUGUUCAGUCUGGCAUUUGCACAUAUUCACCUACAAUUAAGCUUGUGAACUUUAUAGUUUCUUCAAUUUGUUCUUCAGUGUGGUGUUUUUGCGCUGCUACUUGGUCACAGCUGAAAAUGAAAAGCAGUGCUGAUUUUUUUGUGUGGGAAAUCUUCUGAUCUUCUCCCAGUGACCUUUUGCUUAUCAUACUGUGAAUGUGUUCCUUCUUUUGUGCAGUAUUCUUUGCACUGACUGUGUGAACUGAUGAUUGUAUGGCUGAGAGGCCCUCAGCACACUGCCCCCAUGCUGCCUCUGACUCUUAUGGCAAUGGUUGCUGAUCCAGUCCUCGGGGCUUAGCAGGUUCAUCCAUAUUUUUGCUCUGUCCCAGCUUUCAGCACACCUGUAGCAGGUGCUUUGUGUUGUGUAUUGCUUGGGCUGCUUCUUUAUAGCUGAAUGAAGCUUCUUUACCCAUUUUCUCAAUGUUGCCAGAUCUGUUGUGUGAAUCCAGUGAUUUUUAAUGAUAAUAAUAAUGAUUUCAUGAUAAUUAAUAAAUUCAUUAUAAAUAAUACAUCUAUAAAUCAAGUGAAGAGUCACACAGCAGGUAAAAGUGACACAAAUCUAAUACAUAUCAGAUUAGUGGCAAAGCAACUCAACCAACUCUGAAGAGCUGGAAGUCUUGUGACUUUUACUUUAAGGAAAAGGAAUAGAAGGCUGUGGAAAAACAGUGUAUGACUGUGUGACUGAGUCAGGGAUUGAGAUUAGGUGGCAGGAUAACGGCCUUAAAACAACCCAUCUAGGCAAUCUGUGGUGUACUGGUCCUGAACCUCUCUGACCCUGGUGGGUAUGAAUAUGUGGAGUGAACAUGUAACCUGUGGCCACAACUUUCCUGUUUCCAGUUAGGAUGUCCAUACAGGCAUCCAUCCUGUCUAAGUGUGGGCCAUGUUGGCGUCCCCAAGGACUGGAUUGAGUAACAACAGGCUUUUGGUACUUGCUUUUUGGGGGGACACAUUUUGUUUGUGUUCAUGGUGGGAUGUCUUAAAUGUAUUUUUAUGUCAAAUAAAAUAUAUUUUUUACAA
Molecule: messenger RNA, 2925 nt
Organism: Astyanax mexicanus (Mexican tetra)
Lineage: Eukaryota; Metazoa; Chordata; Actinopteri; Characiformes; Acestrorhamphidae
Gene: sesn2
Product: sestrin 2
Exons: 10
Coding region: 164-1510 (448 amino acids)
Biological process (GO): cellular response to L-leucine; regulation of response to reactive oxygen species; cellular response to leucine starvation
Cellular component (GO): nucleus
Molecular function (GO): L-leucine binding; oxidoreductase activity, acting on peroxide as acceptor
Source: RefSeq, a predicted model, not a curated record